Messenger RNA from Penicillium pulvis, 990 nucleotides. RefSeq names its product class I SAM-dependent methyltransferase. Lineage: Eukaryota; Fungi; Ascomycota; Eurotiomycetes; Eurotiales; Aspergillaceae. The coding region runs from base 1 to 990 and encodes 329 amino acids. The transcript has 3 exons. The record is from RefSeq and is a predicted model, not a curated record.
AUGUCUACGGCGCAAUCGGAAGACACGACUUAUAUUCUCUCCCACCGUUCGAAGCAGGCGGUAGAACAUGAGAGGUUAAAUAGACAACACAACCUCAUUCAGCAGACCUUCCUCAACAAUCAGCUCAUACAUCCCACCAUCGCCCUUUCUUCCCUACAGGGUGGAAUUGCCGAUGUCGCCUGUGGAACGGGUAUCUGGCUCGAGGAAAUGGCCCACGCGCUCUCGCGCCUUCAUACCCAAGCAAAUCUCAAAAAUGAGGAAGGGGUAAAAUCCUCCUUGAUUUCCAUGCCACAGUUCGUUGGCUUUGACAUGAAUGCAGCGGCAUUCCCCGAAAACCCCGCCGCGGGUAUCCAGCUUGUGCAGCAUGACUGUACCGAGCCCUUCGACGCCAGCUACCUCGGACAAUUUGAUCUGGUAAAUAUCAGAGGCCUGGCGUACGCAGUUACGGAGGAGAAGUUUGCCCGUGUCCUUGAGAAUGUCUCAUAUCUACUGAAGCCAGGAGGAUACCUGCAAUGGACAGAAAGUGAAAUUAGCCUUUUCAAGUUCUUCCCAGAAACACCAGACUUGCUGGAAUCCAGGAAAGUCAUCGACAGCGAAAGACGAGCUCGUGGGCUAGUACCCUAUCUACCCCAUUUUAUGCUUCAAAGUACCCUGUCGCUAAAAGGGGAAAACGAGAAACAAGUUCUUGACAUUCUUCACUUCAAUCUACGCCCCGGAGGAUUUUGUCAGGACCACGUCAGCACUGAAGUGAAACUCCAAUUUUCUGAGAUUCUCACUGAAUCUGUCAACCUGUUUUUGCAAUCUGCUCUUAUGAGGAUGGAACAACAAGAUAAUCAGACACAGAAUGUGAUAGCAGAGGAGAACGAAGCUCACCAGGGCCAAUUGGAUCAAUUACAAAGGUUGAAGUCAUCUGUAAGCGAGGUACUCGCAGAUGGAGGUGUCAAAAUGGGUGGGAUUUUCCCUCAUCUUGUUGCGCAGAAAAAUGCUUGA